UUCCUGCUGUUGGCCGGCCAGCACCGAGCAACGGGAAGUCCAUGAGUAUGGAUUCUCGCUCGCGAUUGGUGUCGGGUGGUGGCAUACGUGGCGUGGGUUGUCCGCCAGGACCCCAGUACGGAGUAAAUCGACGGCAACCUCCUCACGGCCAGCAGCAGCACCGACUCUCCGGGAAAUCGAACAAGCCUGACCCCUGGCUCGCGGGCACGGCGCCCGAGUGCACGACCGCGCUGGCCAUGUUGAAAAACGCGGCGAGGUUGGACAGGCUGUCGUUCGGGUGCCCCAGCCUAGACGCGGCUUUCGAAGGAGGGGUUCGCGUGCAGGGCAUCACGGAGAUAGCCGGAGAGGCGGGGGCCGGCAAAACGCAGCUGUGCCUUCAGCUGCUCCUUCAGGCACAGCUAGCACCGGAGGCGGGAGGCCUCGGCGGCAAGUCUUACGUUCUUACGUGCGGCGAGGGGGAUUUUCCCAGCCGAAGGCUGCGGCAAAUGGCGUCAACCUACCAGAGUCGCCACGGUGUGAAGCCCGAGAAGCUGAUGGAGGGCGUGUGUAUCCAGAACGCCAAGACCCUUGACGACCAGAUGAUGAUCAUCAUGGAGCACCUUCCGCACAUCAUGCGGUCGCAGAACGUCAAGCUCGUCGUGAUAGACUCCAUCGCCGCACUUUUUCGCAGCGACUUGGGUUGCGGGCGCGGGGACAUCGGAGAGCGCUCGAGGCUGCUCGGGCGACUGUCACAACAGAUGAAACGGCUGGGCGAUCGACACGGUGCUGCCUUCGUCGUCGUGAACCAGGUCACGGCCAAGUUCGGGUCCUCGACGAUCGGCGGGGGGGGCGGGGGGCAGGGGACGAUGGGCGGGGUAGGAGGGAGCGGCGGCGGCGGCGGCGGCGGCAGUGUGCCUGCGAUGGGACUGCUGUGGUCACAAUGCAUCAACACCAGGUUUAAAGUCCGUCGUCGAGAUUACCGGCUGUCGUUGCAACCCCCACCCUCCUCCGAAUCUGGCUCCAGACAACGGGCUACUCCGAACCCACGCGACCAGAAUUCGUCUUCGUUGUCAUUGCCAUCGGCGGCAGCGGCAAGAAGACUUGGGGGAGGGGGGGGAGUGAACCCUCCCCUCGUGCACCCGCCCGACCCCAACGUUGGCGGCGGGGGAGGGGGUUCGGGGGAUGGGGGUGUAUGUUCCCGGUCGGCGGGACCCCCGCCUUGUUCUUCUUCUUCAGCCAUUGCGAGAGAGAUCACCCUGGACAUGUCGCCCUGCGUGCCCGUGCACGCCCGCUGCGGGUUUGUUGUUGAGAGGAGCGGUGUUCGUGGGGUUGGGUAACGCGGGGGUGUCGCAUAGUGCCGUAUGUCUUUUUCUGUCGACCGCGCUAACCGGCUGAUCAAUCAAAAGAAGUCGUCAAUAUUGUAGCGUGGGUGUGUGUCUUCAGAAUUAGCAUCGACCGUGCUUACGGCUGACCAAACGAAAAGACGGUAAGUCUCAGCGCGGUUGAAAACAGAGUAUUCUUCUGAAAGGCCAUGAGCUGUGCGAGUGAAGUGGUGUGGCGGGAAGGGUGUUCGGGCUUGGAGGUGGCGAAAUGAGAUGCUGGUGAAACAGACGAAGAAGUCGGUCGUCUGCUGUCCCACUCUGUUGGAGGCCGGGCUGCUCGUGCGAUUGGUCGGAAGAGAUUUGUUCGUUGUUGUGUAUUUUGUCUGUCGCGAAGUGCAUGGUGGCGUCGGCUGCCGUGAUGUUGGGGGGAAAGCUAGAGGGUUUAUCGGUACAGUUUGUGAAGUUUGGAAGACCACACGCUGCGCGAAUUGGUGAUGGGUGAAGAUAUUACUUUUUUCUCUUUGUCGGUCGGUGCCGGCGAUGUGUGCAGCAACUCGUAUCUCGUCUUUUUGUUGGCCGUGGGUUAGUCAAUCCAGAAUGAAAGAGUGUUGUCGAUGGCUUGUGCGUCGGCUGCGGCUAAUAGGCAAGUGUCCGUGUUGGUUGUGAAUCCCGUUAAUUUCGUGGGCCGGCUUGGCUACAGUAGUGAUAUGUUGAUCCUUUUUUUGCGACCCUGGGAAAUGUCACGUUGAAAGAAAUGCACAUUCGCUUAAUCAAGAAGUCGUACGCCCU
Ectocarpus sp. CCAP 1310/34 is the source of this 2090-nucleotide messenger RNA. The record is from the annotation of a GenBank genome assembly. NCBI's taxonomy places the organism in Eukaryota, Phaeophyceae, Ectocarpales, Ectocarpaceae.